UGUUGGAUAAUAUCAUAUCGAGUUCAAAUUCGGCGUCAGCCAGAAAGCUCAACAGCUUACAAUCAAAAUACUGCAGAGAUUCAGGCUAUCGUGGACUUCUCAAAGAAGAGUAUGAGCAACUUUCUGGGAGAGGCAAAGAUGGUGAUCGACGCUCUGGAUUCUUUGCAACAUAUCCACCCGCUCGUUGAUGUGGCUAUAAUCCUUUUCAAGGGUGUCGUGAAUCUCGAACUAACGCGGAGAGAGAACGAUCUUAAAGUCGCAUCAGUGAUAUCUCAGGCGUCUGUUUUGAUGAACAUGCUUCACCUACUCAAGGGCACUAGGGAGAGUCCCGUCAUGAGACCUUAUGGUGAAAUUCUAGGACCGCUUCGACCCGUGUUAAAUGACAUCAAGCAAGAUAUUGUGGACUGCGGAAAUGUCAUUGAUAAAUUAUACAAGUCAAAGCUCAUGGUAAAACUUUUCAGAUCAUCCCAUUGGGCUAGCGAGUUCGUGAAUAUCUGUAACAACUUUUCCAAGCAAAAGCUCACAAUCCUCAUCCAGAGGCCAAGCGAACGUGAAUCAAGAUUUGAAAAAGAAGUGCAAAAAUGUGGUGGAAGAGAUCAAUGUCUGGCAAACAAUGACAAACUAUUGGAACUCAUGAAGAUCACCGAGUCGUGGGAAGCCCAUCCACAAAAGCCUGGUUCUAAGAUUGCUUCUGCCAAUGGAUCGAACGACGAGAAGCACCUUCUUGAUGCCACGCUGCUUCACGAUCUGCGUGCUCCUUUACGCAGCUUACUCGAUGAGAACUAUCAGGUUUUCAUGUUCAAACUUGACAAGCAGACUGCUGACAUCAAAGAUGCCAUCAAGGAUUCUGAGACGCGCAUCGUAUGGGCCUUCAACAGCAGGUUUCAACUGGUGAAGGAUCUGCACCUGCAAUACAUCUGGAAAGAAAUGAAAUGGCCAACAAGUGUCAAGACGCUAUACUUCAUUGCGGAACUCCAUGAUUAUUACACAAACCAUUUCUCCCGCCUACGUCAUACUGCUGUGUUCCCACAUGCAACGCUGGGUUCUUCAUCUUUGGUGGUGCAAAUAUUACCAUCAAGCCCCACUGGCUCCGUCAUGUCUGAUCUAGAGGGAGAAGACCACGAGCUUGCAGCAGUCGAUCCUGCAUACCAUGAACUUCCUACUGUUGACCCUGCAGACGAGUGGUGCCUGAAAUACUUGACCGUUUUCUAUCUACCAAGUUUAUCAGAAAGCUUCGACGAUGAUGCAAACGGCUUGGUCAGCAUAAGGGAGGUGAAUGCCUUCACUUCUAUGAUACCUAAGGGUUGGAGUCUGCUACAAGCACUUGCCUACCGGGCCGCAGGUUGGAGAGUGGAUAGCCAACAUUACCACACACGGAUUGAACAGGUCUUGGCGAGCAUGCUCGAUACGCAAAUAGAUGCACUACCAGGAAACAGGAGGUGUAUUGCCAUGUACUUGAAUGAUAAUAUCGAUGCCAUCACAAGGCUCGUUCGUUCUCUUGCAGAACUUGGACAAGAGCGUUUGGACUUGGAUCUCAUGCAAUUGGCUGAUCAGCGUCGCGAGACUCAGGAGAAGGCGUUGGCGCAUAAACUUGACAAGGUGAAGUAUGAAAUCGACUCCCAAGAUUCUCUCAAACUCUUCGAAUCUGGCCGCAUCGAAAAUUUCUUGCUGCCUUUACUUUACCUCGUAAUCAGCAGGCAUUUACAGAUCAUGAAGCUCGCCAGCACAGUGAUUCUGGUGGAAAGAGAAUUUGUGUCUGCAGCUCAAACCAUACAGAAUAUCUUGGGUGGGGCAUAUCUGCGUAUGGAGCAACUGGCAGGGCACCGAUCCAAAAGUGAGAUUCAAGUGGUAUGCGCAUGGCUUGUACAACUUUUGGUACAGUUCAGAGCGAACUACACGUGAUACCGAAUACUGGGAGACCCACCAUGACGAUUUCGGGUUUGAUGACACUAAACUGGAGAUUGAUGCGACAGCACUGAAGCUUGGUCCCUUCUGUCUGACAGAGGACCAGGAACUGUUGGAAAGGCCUGUGACGUUCGUUACAUUGAAUGCUACUGGCAACCAACAACCUGAAGACCCCAAGGAAGAAUAUAUCCGUUUGUGGUGCAUGAAUGCACUCCACACUGACAAAUGGCAAAACUUCUACCCUUAUGAUGUUCCAUCUUA
This is a messenger RNA of Suillus plorans, 2166 nucleotides long. RefSeq lists its product as uncharacterized. Bases 112 to 1902 code for a protein of 596 amino acids. The transcript has 13 exons. Lineage: Eukaryota; Fungi; Basidiomycota; Agaricomycetes; Boletales; Suillaceae. The record is from RefSeq and is a predicted model, not a curated record.